This is a messenger RNA of Parastagonospora nodorum SN15, 213 nucleotides long. RefSeq lists its product as hypothetical. Lineage: Eukaryota; Fungi; Ascomycota; Dothideomycetes; Pleosporales; Phaeosphaeriaceae. The transcript has 2 exons. The record is from RefSeq and is a predicted model, not a curated record. Bases 1 to 213 code for a protein of 70 amino acids.
AUGGCGCAAGCGACUAAUCGAGAAAUAGCACACCGAGAAACGCAGCUCGCCCAUCGCUGCAGCUCCACAUUACUACCAGCCAUGUGUGUUCCUAUCACGGCAAGCAAUCUUAUCUAUGAUAGCAUCAUGCCGUCGCAACAAUUCCUCCAGCAUGUCACUGUCGAAACAGGAGACACUGCUCCCUCUGGCGCCAAAAAGCCCUGGGGUGAAUAA